AGGCAGCUCUCCAGGUUGACAGCUCCUGCCUCUCCCCCAAUCCUCAGUCUGUCCCCACAGCUCUCAGGAUCUGGUAGUCACCAUGUUGGCUACUCGUCCCGUCUUGGGCAAUAUCGCCCGCUCGCGGGUGGCCGCCACCCUCGGCGCCCGCCGCACCAUGGCCACCGUCUCGGACUCUCCCCUUGACAAGAAGGUCAAGCAGAACAACUGGGAGGAGGGCAACUUCAUCAACUACAAGACGUUUUCUGAGAAUAUUGCCGUCGUCCGCAGCCGCCUGAACCGACCCCUCACCUACGGUGAGAAGAUCCUCUACUCUCACUUGGACGACCCGCACGGCCAGGACCUCGAGCGUGGUGUCUCCUACCUCAAGCUCCGCCCCGACCGCGUUGCGUGCCAGGAUGCCACUGCUCAGAUGGCCAUCCUCCAGUUCAUGUCUGCGGGCAUGCCCUCUGUCGCCAACCCCACCACAGUCCACUGCGACCACUUGAUCGAGGCCCAGCUCGGCGGCCCCAAGGAUCUCGCCCGCGCCAAUGAUAUCAACAAGGAGGUCUACGACUUCCUUGCUUCCGCCUGCGCCAAGUACAACAUUGGUUUCUGGAAGCCCGGCUCUGGUAUCAUCCACCAGAUCAUCCUCGAGAACUACGCUUUCCCCGGUGGGCUCCUCAUCGGCACUGACUCGCACACUCCCAACGGCGCUGGUCUCGGCAUGGCUGCUAUCGGUGUUGGCGGUGCUGAUGCAGUAGACGUCAUGGCUGGCCUACCCUGGGAACUCAAAGCCCCGAAGUAUAUGGGUGUGAAGCUAACUGGAAAGCUGUCUGGCUGGGCAUCACCCAAGGACAUUAUUACCAAGCUUGCGGGCAUCACCACCGUCAAGGGUGGUACUGGCAAGAUUGUCGAGUACUAUGGUGAGAACCUAUUUUUCAUUUCUCUUGAUUCUGGGUGAUACCCAAUUACCCAAUUUCCAUCUUUGUUUUGUUUUGUUUCGUCUUGUCUUGUCUGCGCCAUUUCUUUGUUUUGAUGUUGGCCGCCUUGGGCGUCACAUUUUUGUGUUUGUGCGUUCCGAGUUUUGUUCCACUUUGGUCCCCAACCGCUCGGAGAGCGUCCACCAAAGGUCCUUCCCCAACCGUCCUGGCAGCAAAG
This is a messenger RNA of Microdochium trichocladiopsis, 1140 nucleotides long. Its product is annotated as aconitase family-domain-containing protein. The coding region runs from base 83 to 943 and encodes 286 amino acids. The record is from RefSeq and is a predicted model, not a curated record. Gene Ontology annotation, cellular component: mitochondrion; cytosol. The transcript is spliced from 5 exons. NCBI's taxonomy places the organism in Eukaryota, Fungi, Ascomycota, Sordariomycetes, Xylariales, Microdochiaceae. Gene Ontology annotation, biological process: tricarboxylic acid cycle. Gene Ontology annotation, molecular function: 4 iron, 4 sulfur cluster binding; aconitate hydratase activity.